Molecule: messenger RNA, 1445 nt
Organism: Durio zibethinus
Lineage: Eukaryota; Viridiplantae; Streptophyta; Magnoliopsida; Malvales; Malvaceae
Product: small ribosomal subunit protein eS6-like
Biological process (GO): translation
Cellular component (GO): ribosome
Molecular function (GO): structural constituent of ribosome
Source: RefSeq, a predicted model, not a curated record
AAAGGUGAUAUAAAUAGUAUAAUUGUUAAAUGCUGUCAAGCACAAACCUGCUCGGUGGAUCAUAUUUCAAUUCAGUAGUUGGAUGGGAAAGUGUUGGUGGAUAAGUUUUAACCAGAAAAGAAAAAAGAAUCGUUUUGUUUGGUACGAUGGAAAGAAAUAAAAUUAAAAUAUUAUAGAACCACGAGGGAAGUAGGGGAUCAUUCUCAAGUCAAGAAAUCAAGGCCCAUGUAUGGUUGGUCCAAGCAAGCCCAUUUAACAGAUUAACCCAAAGCCCAACCUUUAGAUCCAGACCCACAAAGUUCCACGUGUAUGAAUCUGGUCUGACUCAGACAAACUUAUAGUCUUCUUUAACAACACCAAAGCACUCUUUUUGACAUCUCACACCUCGACAAAAACCCUAGCCGUCAUUUGUGAAAGAGAGCAGCAGCGGCAGCGGCAUUUCUCCCCUAGGCUGUAGCCAAAAGACCCAUCAAACAAAAAUGAAGUUCAACAUUGCAAAUCCCACCACUGGUUGCCAGAAGAAGCUGGAAAUAGACGAUGACCAGAAACUCCGAGCUUUUUUUGACAAGAGGAUCUCACAAGAAGUCAGUGGUGAUGCUCUGGGUGAGGAGUUUAAGGGCUAUGUAUUCAAGAUCAUGGGAGGCUGUGACAAGCAAGGUUUUCCAAUGAAGCAAGGAGUUCUCACUCCUGGCCGUGUUCGUCUUUUGCUUCACAGAGGUACUCCCUGCUUCCGUGGGUAUGGUAGGAGAAAUGGAGAGCGCAGGAGGAAGUCAGUUCGUGGAUGCAUUGUUAGUCAAGAUCUUUCAGUUCUGAACUUGGUUAUUGUGAAGAAGGGUGAAAAUGAUCUUCCUGGAUUGACUGACACUGAGAAGCCAAGAAUGAGGGGUCCAAAGAGAGCAUCAAAAAUCCGGAAGUUGUUCAACCUCUCUAAGGAGGAUGAUGUUCGGAAGUAUGUUAAUACUUAUCGCCGAACCUUUACAACCAAAUCUGGUAAGAAAGUCAGCAAGGCUCCCAAAAUUCAGAGGCUGGUGACUCCUUUGACUUUACAAAGGAAGCGUGCCAGAAUCUCAGAGAAGAAGAAGAGAGUUGCAAAGGCCAAAGCUGAUGCUGCUGAGUACCAGAAGCUCCUUGCCCAGAGGCUGAAGGAGCAGCGUGAACGCAGGAGCGAGAGCUUGGCCAAGAAGAGAUCCAGGCUCUCUGCUGCCUCUAAGCCAUCCAUUGCAGCUUAAUUGUGCCCACAAGGUUCUGUAUUUUGGUCGGUUGUGCAAUGCUUAUUCUGAAAUCUUAUCAUAGGAUGAGGUAAUUUUGAUUGUUCAAUUUUCAAAGAGUUAACAAUGAUUUUUUGGGGUAUCACAUGAACUAUAUGCUUUAAAUUUUUGUGACAUUAUGUUGUGGGUUGUUUACCUAUUCUUCUGGUUACUAUAUGAAUGGUUAAUUACUGAUUA